AUGGCGGGGCAGUACUACGCUGUACCGUCAAACGGCCAGCACGACAUCCAGCUCGAAUUCCAGAACCCACCAACUACACCGAACCCACCAUCGCAACCACCCAGACCCUUCCAAGGUCUUCCAGCUCAUCGCCGAUCAAAAGUAAAACUCUGGUUCGGCCUCAUCGGAAAAUGGUUCAUCACAGUCAUCUUCAUCAUAGUAGUCUACGGGAUCUUGAUCGCGUAUGCUCUCUACGAUGUCAUAUCAGAGAAACAGAAGAAAUAUUUCAAUGCGCUCAUCACGGGGUUCCUUAUUGCUCUGGGACUGUCAACUAUGAGUCAGUUGACGCAUGCGGCAACUCAAAUCGGCUAUGCCUCUCUAGGUCUAUGUUACUCGGUCGAAAAAACCGAAGAUCAGGCCCUCUUGGUUCCCGGGAGCGUCUCCAUCGCGAAUCUAAGCACCAUCUCAACCUCGAGUAUUGUCAACGCAUCUAGUUCGCCCAAGAGCGAGGAGUACGCGGCAAACAGCUACGGGAUCAUGUCCCUGGCUUUAAACGAAGGGAGUCCCGAUGAUAUUCUUUCCCCCGGCACUUUAUUCUUUGCAGACAAUAAGUUUCUGUUUUGUGACGGCGGGUCUUGUGUCUAUGUCUUUCGCGAGACGAAUACGCUUAGUUUGGAUAAUCCGCAAAGGGCUCCUGUCUCAGCGGUCACGGACAGGAAGGUGAAUAUCACGACGCAUUGCGACGCGUUGAAGGUCCUUCAAGGCGGCAAUGGGACCGGGGAGCUAAUUACCGUCGACAAUGGGAGCAGAGAAACAAACAUCACGGUACCUAGGACGGAGGUUCUUAGUGAGAAGGUUUACAUGACAUCUGCGUCUCGCAACUGCGGCAGAGAUUGCAGCAUUGUGUCGGUGUUUGAGCCAUCGUCGACAGAUCCGUGGCUUUACAACUGCACCGUCAAAAUGAGCCCUGUUGAAAACGCCAAGAGGCCAGAGCACGAAGUUGGCGAGAGACUGAUGCGCUUGGCAACAUCAGCCAUAGCCCUAGGAGGCCCCGACGGCCCAAACGACACCCGAUCAAACAGCUACCCCACUGCGUCGUGUUCGGAAUACCACGCAAUGGCUCGACGGAACCAGUGGAAUACCUUUUAUCACGCUUCGCAGCGGAAACUCAACGUUUCGCACUGGGGAAUCAUCACUUUGAUCUUAUGGAUCACGGCAUUUCUUCAGUUAUUGGUGGCUGUUGUGGCGACCAAGGUGUCGGAACGCGUUGUUGUGCCAGAAGGAGAUUCCCUUUCCGAGGCUAGAGUCUUGAGAGGCAUGGUUGAGGAAGAUGUAAUUGAUGGGGAGAUGGGAGGCAAUUUGGGAGGGAAGGGAAAGCGUUUAUGGAUCUACAGGAAUCGACACGUUGGUGACGGGUUGUAUGACUUGUAUAUGGAGGAGGUUAGAACGUGA
This is a messenger RNA of Fusarium subglutinans, 1431 nucleotides long. RefSeq lists its product as uncharacterized. Bases 1 to 1431 code for a protein of 476 amino acids. NCBI's taxonomy places the organism in Eukaryota, Fungi, Ascomycota, Sordariomycetes, Hypocreales, Nectriaceae. The record is from RefSeq and is a predicted model, not a curated record. The transcript is spliced from 3 exons.